AUUCACUACUGCAUCCUGCUCUUUGAAAACGCAAUUUCUCAGACAUGUUCCGCGGGACUAGCAUGACAAUGCGCUCCUCUCAGAUCUAAACCAAAAUACUAUUCCUGAGAAAACUUCUCUUUCAGUCUCAGCCCUGGGAAGGAGGUCUUCAUGCUGCCGUGGAUAUCACUGCUGGUCCUGGCUCCUAUCAGUGGACAAUUUGAAGCUCCCCCCAAAUCCGUGAUUUCUCUCCAUCCUCCCUGGACUGUGGUCUUCAAGGGAGAGAAAGUGACUCUGACUUGCAAUGGAUUUCACUUAAGCACAUCACGAAGAACAACAUGGCACAGAGAGCACCGCAGGAGGAAAGAAUUACAUGAAACCCUAGGAAACACGCUCGAGGUUCAAGAACCUGGAGAAUACAGAUGCCAAGUCCAGGGCUCCCUCCUAAGCAGCCGCGUGGCCUUGCUCUUUACUCAAGCCCUCCUGAUUCUGGGGGCUCCGUUUGCUGUGUUUGAAGACGACCCUGUGCUUCUGCAAUGCCGAGCGAAGAGGGAGGCAGCACUGGAAACUUUACGUCUGCACAAGAACGGCAAACCAAUGCGUAUCUCUGGAAAGAUCCCGGACGUGUACAUUCCACACGCAAGUCUGAAGGACAAUGGCGCCUAUCACUGUACUGGAGUUAAAAAAGAUGAUAGCCCUGUUUCUUCAAACACAGUCAAAAUCCAAGUGCAAGAGCUGUUUCCACAGCCUGUGCUGAAAGCCAGCUCCUCCUGGCCCACCGAAGGAGGUCCUCUGACCCUGACCUGUCAGACCCAGCUUGCUCCGCAGCGGUCAGAUGUCCAGCUCUGGUUCCGCUUCUUCAGAGAUGGCCAGACCCUGGAGUCAAGGUGGAGCAACUCCCCAGAAUUCCAGAUCACUGCCGUGUGGAGCAGAGACUCGGGGUCUUAUUGGUGCCAGGCAAAGAGAGUGACUUUUAGAGCGGGGAAAAUGAGCCAGGAACUCCAGAUAAAUGUGAAGAUCCCUGUGUCUCAGCCCGUCCUCACCCUCAGCCCUCCUGGGGCCCAGGCUGCUGAGGGAGAAGUGGCGACCCUUCACUGUGAAGUCCAGAGAGGUUCGUUCCCGAUCACUUAUCAGCUGUACCAUGAAGGAGCACCUCUCAAGAAGGAAGAAGGCUCUUCACAGAGAGCAAUGCCCUUCAGGCUCCCUCUGACCACAGAGCGUUCUGGGAGCUACCACUGCUCAGCGGACAAUGGCUUUGGCCCCCGGUGCAGCGAGGGGGUGCACAUCCCCCUUAAGGUUCCAGUGUCCCGCCCCGUCCUCACCCUCGGGGCUCCCGGGGCCCAGGCUGUGGUGGGGGACGUGCUGGAGGUUCGCUGUGAGGCCCACAGAGGCUCUCCCCCAAUCCUGUACCGGUUUUAUCACGAGGAUGUUGCCCUGGGGAGCAGCUCAGCCCCAUCUGGAGGAGGAGUGUCCAUCAACCUCUCUCUGACUGCAGACCGUUCUGGAAACUACUCCUGUGAGGCUGACAAUGUCCUGGGAACCCAGCACAGUAACACAGUGUCACUCAGUGUCACAGUUCCAGUGUCCCGCCCCGUCCUCACCCUCAGGGCUCCCGGGGCCCAGGCUGCAGUGGGGGACGUGCUGGAGCUCCGCUGUGAGGCCCAGAGAGGCUCUCCCCCGAUCCUGUACCGCUUUUAUCACGAGGAUGUUGCCCUGGAGAGCAGCUCAGCCCCAUUGGGACGAGGAGUGUCCAUUAACCUCUCUCUGACGGCAGAACAUUCUGGAAACUACUCCUGUGAGGCUGACAAUGUCCUGGGGGCCCAGCGCAGUGAGGUUGUGACAUUCUGUGUCAUAGUCCCAGUGUCCCGCCCUGUCCUCACCCUCGGGGCUCCCGGGGCCCAGGCUGCCGUGGGGGACGUGCUGGAGCUCCGCUGUGAGACCCAGAGGGGCUCUCCCCCGAUCCUGUACCGCUUUUACCAUGAGGGCGUCGCUCUGGAGAGCAGCUCCACGCCAUCUGGAGGAGGAGCUUCCUUCAACCUCUCUCUGACUGCAGACCAUUCUGGAAACUUCUCCUGUGAGGCCCACAAUGGCCUGGGGUCCCAGCGCAGUGAGGCGGUGCCACUCAAAGUCACAGGGCUGACAGCGAACAGAAGUGGCCUGACUGCCACCGGCGUCGCCGGGGGCCUGGUCAGCCUGGCGGGUCUUGCUGCUCUGGCGCUGGUGUCCUAUUGCAGGCUCUCGGGGAAAGCAGGAGGAAGGCCGACCUCUAAGCCAUCCAGGAGCUCUUCAGACUCAGACUCCCAAGAGCCCACCUACCACAAUGUUCCAGGCUGGGUAGAAAUGCAACCAGUGUACAGCAACGUAAAUCCUCGACAAGGAGAGGUGAUAUACUCAGAAGUCCGGGGAAUUCAGAAGAAAAAUUCACAUGCAGCGGCCUCCUCUGCACCGGGGCUCCAGAGCAAGGAUUCCUCUGUCAUCUACACUCAGGUGAAGAGAGCUUCAGCCCCAGCCUGCAGGCCCCAGCUCUUGGCUUCCUCGGCUCCGCACAGAUGAGUCCACACAGCUCUCGGACUGCUUUCUCAGCCUCUGCACCCCAAAGCCAUCCUUGGAGGAGAAGGGAUACUGAAGUGGGAAGAUUUAAACUGCCCCAGGCCACGUCCAGGGGCCUCCAUGUUAAGUGUCUGCGCCCUCCGUGUGAUGGGGACACAGGGCCCUGCAGGACCGCCUCCUCUUCCCAAGGUCCAGCCCUGCCCUCGCCUUCUUGUCUAAGGCCACGGCUCCCCUCCCGGGGCCCACCAUGUCCCCUGGCUGCCUGAACCCAGGACAACUUCUCUCCUGUGCACGUGCCAAUAUCUCCCUGCCCGAGUAAGGGUUUUUCACAGCCCAAGACCCUUUCCAUCCUGCGGGAAGUAACCCAGCACACUCAGGGCCUGCAGGACCGAAGGAUGCAGAUAGAAUGCGUGUCGGAAUAUAGGGGGCGCUCCGUUACUGUUUGCAUGAGGAAGUGAAGGGAUGGAUGAGGAAGACUAUGGGUAAUUACGAAGCCUUCCUCCCCUUGAACUGGCUCACAAUUCAGUGUGCUCCCUGGGAAAUCCAGGAACGACUCCUCUGCCUUCCCCGAGUCAGAAUAAACCAAGAGGAGUUUGGAUAAAGCAAGCUCUGUUCACCAAGCUGGCUGGGGUGGGGUGGGGGGAGCCAGAAGGGGGCUUCUCAAACUUAACUUUGCUUAAGGAUCACUGGGGAUCUUGUUAAGAUCCACUGGGUGGAGGCGCAAUCCUGCCUUUCUAACACACUCGCAGCUGAUGUGGCUGGUCCCGGGACCACAGCCGGUACCGAGGCCCUGCAGGCCAGGCACCACGGCCUCAGCGCAUUCCCGCAGCUCCCACCGCACCCUGCGCUGCCCUCCCACUAGAGCCCCACCAGCGGCUGUUGCUGAGAGAGCUUCUCAGCCACAUGCUGGGUGUCAUCAGCCACCCUGGGUGGGGAAAGUAGCUGCCGCCACCUUUAUUUCCCCUCCUCACUCCCCAAUGAAAAAAGGGAAUGGAUACACUGCGAAUAAACACACCUCUCAGACUUCCCCAUCCCAAGUCCAUCUCUCCCACCUCUGAGUCAUGGGUUGUUUUGUUCCACUUUUCUGAUGUCCAUCACACCCUAUCUUGCUCUCCACCUUCCGGUGCUUCCCUGAGUCUUAAAAGCACUUGCCUCUACUGGUUUCACAGAUACAGCCACAACUUCAGUGCUGGCACAUGAGGCUUCAAAACUUGAGAACUAAAAAUAGAGAAUUCAGGAGUGCAAAGUGCGCAGCAAGAGACAGAGGCUUCUGCUCCAGCCAGGGCCGACGGCGCUGUGCUUUGGUGCUGCCCACCCGGCAGAGGCUGCGUGCGUUCUUUACUGGAUGUGUCUUUAAAGCCAUCAGUCUGUUUGGAGCUGAGCUGGCUGCUGAACUUGAAAGAAGAGCUCUGAGCCGUAGGCUGUCGUGUUUUGUGGUAGGUCUGGAGUUUGGACAAGGCUUUGACCAAGGGCUGUAGGGCUGCAGAUGCACACGCUGACCAUUAGGCAGUGGUGAGCAGGUGCGCUGGACUCUGAGGGCUGGAGCGGCCCAAGACACAGCUGUGCUAGUCCUGCCACUGUGGAUUCAGGCAGCUGCUUCUGUCAGCCAAGCGUCCCAGUUCCUCCUGGCACCUGGGGGCAUGCACCUCCCACCCCCACUCUGGGGCUCCCUGUUGGGCUGAAGUGCAGCCAUGCAGGGAAGUUGACUUUGACAAUGGGACAUUGGAGGCAGUGGAUUGAUUCUGUUCCUAUUCCUCCUCUCCAUCCCCAACUCAUAUGCCUCAAUCAGAGGUGCAAAAACCUUUAUGGCCUCCCUUAGGACACCCAGAGGGAACAAGCAAUCAACUUGCUGCAAGCUGUAGCCAGGUUGGGGAUACACACCUUUAAAUGUGCUCUCUUCUUCCCCAGCCUCUCUCCCAUCCUCUCUCCCCUGCUCCCAGGAUUCAGUCACCCAUAAUGUGUUAACACAUGAGCUUCAGCUCCAGGCUAUUUUCUAGGAAACCCGGGCUAGGACAGCAGGUCCCAUAGGCCUUAGCAAGUGGGAGGGCGUGGCGAGGACCUAAACAAAGCCAGCAUCCUUGGAAAGGGACCCACUUUUUUCUCAACAAGUGUGGUUUUCCUAGCCAUAAAAAAGAAUCUUUUUAUUCAGGCCUUUGACUCAUUGGAAGCCAGGGCAGUAUUUCCUGCUUUCAAUGCAAGGUAGACUUCCACAAGCAUCGCAUAGCUUCCCAAGCUGCUUGGGAAGGCGGGACUGAGCCCGUUGACCCAGCCUCAGUGGAGACUUUCAGAAAGGAAACCAGACCAGAGACACGAGUCAAAAACCACAGCCCUGGGCUGCCUGGGCAUGAGGGAGAGAGGUUUUUCUUCACUACAGACCUGCAGCUGCCAUGCAGAUGGGACAAGAGAAAAGCAUUCCCUAGACGUGGGGUUUUAGGCCUAACUCAAAUCAAAAGAUGAACAACAGCCCGAGUAGCUGGGGACUAAAGAGGAAAGUCUGCUCACAGCCAGUUACGGAACCACAUUACCAAACUACCCAGUGCAGCGCUGAGCAGGCAUAAGCCCCUGGCUCAGAAAUGGAAAUUUUUAAAUUCCUCUGUGGGAAAGAAAGGCCCCUCCAAGGUGGGUUCCCACCUCUGCCCCAGGACGGUACAUGCACAGGGGUGAAACAAACCUCUUGUUGGAAGAUUUCUCCCACUUGAGUUAAAAUUAGAGACUCCAGACAGAUAGGAAGGUUGAUGACAUUCUGGUGAAACUAACAUUCCAAGGAUGUUUUCCUUUGGAAAGAUGUCCGUUCAAGUCCUGUGCCCUUAUCUCAAUGGGACCGAUGGUUUGUUCUGACGUUAAGUUGUGUAACAGUUCUUUGUAUGUUUUGGAUAUCAGAUGUUUGUCUGAUUUCACUUACAUGUGGAAUCUAAAAGACAAAAUAAAUGAGCAGAGCAAACAAGCCGGACUCAAAGACACAGGAAACCAACUGGUGGCUGCCAGAGCCAGGAGCCCCUGGGGGUUAGGAGGAAUAGGUGAAGGGGAGAGAGAAGAAUAAUCUUCCAAUUAUAAAAUAAAUAAGUCAUA
Molecule: messenger RNA, 5598 nt
Organism: Manis javanica (Malayan pangolin)
Lineage: Eukaryota; Metazoa; Chordata; Mammalia; Pholidota; Manidae
Source: RefSeq, a predicted model, not a curated record